This is a messenger RNA of Vespula vulgaris, 7897 nucleotides long. It is a transcript of the gene stet, whose product is annotated as protein rhomboid. NCBI's taxonomy places the organism in Eukaryota, Metazoa, Arthropoda, Insecta, Hymenoptera, Vespidae. Gene Ontology annotation, molecular function: calcium ion binding; serine-type endopeptidase activity. The record is from RefSeq and is a predicted model, not a curated record. The transcript is spliced from 10 exons. Bases 210 to 1469 code for a protein of 419 amino acids. Gene Ontology annotation, cellular component: membrane.
CCUGCGGCGCUUCAAGAUUCUUUCACGAGGUUAAUCGAGGAACGAAAUAAGAUCGAACUCCGUUAUCUCGAAAUCAUGUCGAUACGAUCAACUUCCGUCUAUGCUUCCUGUCGCAUUUGUCCCAAGAAGAAAAAAUCCUCGUAACAGAAAAGAGACGGAAGAGGGAGGAAUGAGGAGAUUCGUCCGGUGACGUUGUGCCACGCGUGGUAAUGCUACUGGCAAGCGGUGCCUCGAUACCGACCAUCGCCGGUGCCGUCGAGGAAGAAGAGGAGUAUGCGCGUAGCGAGGCUAAUAGCGCGCACUACGAUGGAUACGUCACCGAUCAUACCGAUCUCGCUUCGGAGAUCGAUAUCGACGAGUCCGAGUAUAGAAGGGAACUUCUCAACGACAAAUGGCGGAUGCUGUUCGACAAGUUCGAUCCCGAGGGUUUCGGAGAGAUACCAUUGGAGGACUUUCUGGUAGCAUUAAAAAGUGCCGAGUGGAAAGCGGAAAUACCAGUGAACAAGAGAGAUAUCCUGCUCGCGAGGGCAAAAGAAUCGAAGGUCGACGCUAUUACUUUUCAGGAUUUUGUCAAUGUGAUGAGCGGCAAACGGACGAGGAGCUUCAAAUGCGCGGUCCACCAUCGGGACCGCGAGGUGUGCUCCGAGAACGACUUUCAUCUGCUCGUGCGCGAGCCGCCGUUGUUUCGCAGAAUGGUCCGGAUGAUCGGCGACGAAUUCUUGACGAAGGAACGGGACCGAAAAUACUACGCCGACCAUUAUACGUGCUGUCCACCGCCUCUCUUCAUCAUUCUCAUCACCCUCGUGGAGUUGUGCUUCUUCACUUAUUACACCGUGAUAAAGGGCGAGGUGAAUCCCUCGGGUCCGGUACCGAUCGACAGCGUCUUCAUCUACAGGCCGGACAAACGCCUCGAGCUUUGGAGGUUCGCCUUCUAUAUGUUCCUUCAUGCUGGAUGGCUUCACCUGUUGUUUAAUCUGGGAGUGCAAGUAAUCGUGGGACUUCCACUCGAGAUGGUACACGGAAGUUUGAGGAUCGCCGCAGUAUAUAUGGCUGGAGUCCUGGCUGGUUCCCUGGGUACCUCGGUGUUCGACGCCGAAGUCUAUCUGGUUGGAGCGAGCGGCGGCGUUUAUGCUCUUCUAGCGGCCCACCUCGCCAACGUUCUUCUAAACUACAACAAUAUGGAGUUUGGCAUAGUUCGACUUAUCGGCAUCUUCGUCAUCGCGAGCGCCGACGUGGGCUUUGCCAUAUACGACAGGUAUGCUGCAGGAGAGAUCUACGCGGGUCUACCGGUCUCUUACGUUGCCCAUCUGACGGGUGCCCUGGCCGGGCUGACGAUCGGUCUUUUGGUCUUGAAGAAUUUCGAGCAGCGAUUGCACGAGCAAUUGCUCUGGUGGGUGGCCCUUGGCGUUUACGCAGCCUGUACGAUCUUCGCGGUCAUGUACAAUCUAAUGCAUCCGAACCAUCCAUGACGCGAGGGCGGCUUCGCGCACAAUCAACCGAGAAACGUAACGCGAAGCUGGUAGCCCUUGGAAGAGAAAACGAAUAAAGGAAAAGGAGGAAAGGAGGAUCAUGCGAAAAAAUUGCGUCGGAAGAAGAAUACGUCGAAUUGUUUUAACGGAACAACAAGUUUCCUCGUCGUCGAAACGAUCUCGACACGAACACGCUGCGAAUCAUCGAAGAACGAGAAGAAGGAGGAAGAUGAGAAAGAGGAUGGAUGGGUGAAGUAGGGGAGGAACGGCGGCCGGGUCACACGUUCGUCGACGCGUCUCGAUCUCUUCGUAGUUUUCCUGCGUUAAACCAAAGAAUAGAGUAUAUACACACAGGGAGAUAUAUUUUUGCAGAACGACAAGGAAGACGAUGCGCGAGGUUUGCCCUUUGCGCACUUCGACUAUAAGCGGAAGAUGCGAAAGCCAAAGAACCAUAGUCCGUACGCAGGAAGAUAUUCGAAAAGUUUCACGUCGACCACGAUCUCUCUCCGGCUUUUUACUCGUUAACGCGAUCCCUUCGAACCAAAUCAAGAACGAAAAGAAACGAAAAGCGAAGGACGCCUAACGACAUUCUUUUCUUACUGCUCUUGUAUGUUAUUAAGUAUCGACGUCGAUCUCGAUGACGUGUUACCCGCGCAGUCGUUCAUUGUAUACCGAUGUAAAUAGUCUUGUAAAUAUUAACGAAAGAAAGAUGAAAGAGAACGUUACGCGUAUAUAGAACGCGAGAGAGCAAGGGGAAUCGGAGUGAGUGAGCGAACGAGAGAACAAAAUAGUGCGUAGAGCGUGGACGAAACAAGCAAAAAUAAAAGAACGAAAAUUUCGGAAACGAGAGAAGAGGAUGGCGGGAAAAGAUUCGUCGACGAGAAGCAAAUAUUUUCCUUCGCGAUUUUUCCUACUAUCUCGUCCUUAUUCCUUCUUUGAUAUACUUUUUAAGAACGAUGUUGGAAAGAAACAAGAAAAUGGCUAUUGCGUUACCAAAUUUCUUUCCUCUCGAUACUGCCAGAUCUUUUCUUAUUUUUUUCUUUUUUCUUUCUUUCUUUCGUUCCUUCGUUCGUCGAUUCGUCCGUUCGUCUCAAUGAAAAUUCCUCACGCGUAAUACAUAACUCGUUACCAAUCCGUAUUGUAUCAUAAUCGUAUUACGCGUAAGUUUUCUUUUUCGUUUUGUCGUAUUUGUCCAUUUGUACAGAGCAACGACAUAUAUCUGUGUAUGCGGAAACGAAUCGUUAGAUAAUCUUCAAACGCAUCGAUACGCCGUUUAUUCGCUCGAUCCUCUUACUCCCUUCCUCCUUCUCUCUGACACAGCGACUCUUCGAUAUUCUCAAAAGAACGAUUCUCUUCUUUGGUGAUUUCAAAGUCACGGCUCUUACGUAUUAUUUAAUAUAUAAAUAUAUAAUAUAUAUAUAUGUAUAUGUAUAUUAUAUGUGUAUAUCUUCUGUAUAGUUUCUAAGUACGUUGAUCAGGGUACAACUAGAUUCUUCUUUUAUUUGCUAUUUAUACAUCAGACAAAUUUCUUUUUUUUCUCUUUUUUACGGAAGGCAAAUGGCCACGGUAAGAAAAUUUGAUUGUCGAUUAUAAUCGUAUAUGUAUAUAUAUAUAUAUAUAUGAUAUACGAUAUAUGAUAUAUGAUAUAUAUUAUAUAUAUUAUAUAUAUGUAUUGUUCUAGGUUCACACGUUUACGCGAUGCGCUCAUCUCAUUGUUACAGACUUUUUUUCUGUCUCACCAAACGAAGCAGUUUCUCUCUCUUUCUCUUUCUUUCUCUCUCUCUAUAUAUAUAUGUGUGUGUGUGUGUAUAUAUAUAUAUAUGUCUCUUUCUUCCCUUAAUUUCGUUCUUAAUUUCAUACAAGAAAACAAGUCUUAUUUAUUUUUACCAAGUGGUAUUUUCUUAUUAGAAAUUAGUAUGUCUUGGAACGACUGAAGAAAAAUAGAUACGAAAGGAAGGAAGGAAGAAGGAAGCAAAGAAGGAAAGAAGGAAGGAAGAAAGGAAGGAAGGAAGGAAGGAAGGAAAAAAGAAAAAAGCGAGAUCAAAAACGAGAGUGAUGAACGAUGCUAGUCAAUUAGUACCCACGAGAAAGCUACGUCGGGUUGUAGCUUAAGGUACUGCUAUGUUGUAACUCGCAGAAACGUCGAGAAAAACGGUGGGAGAAAUAGAGUGAAAAGCGACUCGACUGUGAAAGGGUUGUGUAAGAAGAAAAGGAAAGAGAAAGAAAGAGAGAUAAAAAGAAAUGGUCGGUGACGAAGGUAUCCACUUUAAAUAGCUACAAUGUUCUGUUACAAUGCAAAGAGAAAAGAGAAAAGAGUGUGUGUGAUAGAGACAGAGAAAGAGAGAGAGAGAGAGAGAGAGAGAGAAAGGGAGAAAAACAGUACUACAAGGAGAUGCUGAAAAUUGCAGAGACGAUGACACGAUUGUCUUGUCCUACGUUGCUGCUGAGAUAGUACCAAUACUCGAAUAAUUAAAUUCGCAUGAGUUCGAAAGGGAAGAGACGAGAAAAAGAGCUACAUCGAACCAUCGUUUGAGGUCGUGGUAACACUCUUUUACUCUCUUCCUCUCUCUCUCUCUCUCUCUGUCUCUUUCCGUCUCCCUCCCUCUUUCCCUACCCACCUCUCUCUUUUUCUCUCAUCUACGAAAUUCGAUUCUCCAUGCGGCUUUAUUUAACAGAGAGACUGUAAAUGAUUACCAACGUCGUUUUUGACGUACUUGUGAGUUUCUCCGUUAUCUCAUUAAUAAAUGGUAGUUCCAUUAAAGGACUCCUUUUCUCGUGAAUAUAUAUAUAUAUAUAUAUAUAUAUAUAUAUAUAUAUAUAUACAUAUAUAUAUUAUAGUGAUAUCGAAUGUAAAGAUUCUUCGAUACACGGGAUGUUUCGUUUUUGACGAAUGUAUUACAGAAAUGAUUAAUAUCGUAAUAGUUCGCGUUAAUCAUUUCGUAUCCUACAAAAAUGGAAUAUACGAUUGGUGCUCUUCAAUAUUCUAUGCAAAUGAGCUUAGGAAGAUAAUGAUUGGAAAACCGUACGAUCCUUUUUCAACGUCAUUUGCAUGUUAUUGAAAAGCGGCGCGGCGCUUUGGUAUUACAUUUCGGCCGAUUUAUAUCAUCGUAGGCUCAUUGAUAUGUACUUUUUACGAGCGAUAUCACUUGUAUAAAUGAAUGAGAGAAAAAAAAGCAGCGGAAGAACAAUGAAUGAAAACGUGGCUUGUCGUAUUGUUUCUAUAUUUCUACGGCCGGUAAAGAGCAUUUAAAGAGUUUCGUUCUCGAGCAGACAACACUGCCCUUCAAAAGGAAAAAGAAGAAAAAUGAGGAAGGAAGGGAGAAUUUCGUCCAAGUAUCCGAGCGAUUAUUCCCUUCCCUUUGUUUCGUCUUGUCCGUUUUUUUUUCUUUUCUUUUUUUUUUUUCUUUCUCCUUGCUGUUCUUUUUAUAUAUCGUCCACUCAUCGUCACCGUCAUUAAAUUAAUAUUAUUAUUUAUUUCCGCGCGAAAUCAAUGGGGAGAGGGAGGUUUUCCUCCGUUCGACCUCGAUGCACCAAUUCAUCGCUUUAUGUUCGUUGGUUUUUAAUUAUCACGUUCCAUUAACCGAUAUCCGUAGGACGACAGUAUUGUUCCCGGAACUACUUUCCAUUUAAUUAUCGCGAUCAUCGUGAAAGUUUCUUCGAAAAAAAUAAUCGAGAGUACUUUCCUUCGGAUAUAUUUUGUUCGUUCUUUUUUUUUUCUUUUUCUUAUGUCGUUUUUAAAAUGUUUUCUUUUCGUUUUUUCUCCUUUUUUUUAUCAUCGUCGUCGUCGUCGUCGUGGAAGCCGAUAGGAAAAAAAAAAUUCGAUCGAUCGUCUUUUCCGCCGUUUAUUUCGACGACGCAUCGGGAAUCUCGAUUUUUCGCGAGGUUAAAAAAAAUUUUUAAUUAGUUUAAUUAGUUCCCGUUGCGUCGCCUACACCUCCUGCGUGUUUAUUUUAAAUGUCAGAAAAUAUGGUUUAUAACACUGCCACAACACACAAUUUUCAGUUAAAACCCACGGAAAACGAAUUUUCCCUCUUCCCCGCCAUCGCCGUCAUCCCUAUCGCACGAUCAUCGACUUUACGAAGCUAAUUAACGGGACACGAUCAUCCAGGUUGAAAGUCUAAACCGAUAGCGGGAAUAUGUGUGUGUCGUGCUUGUGUUAUGCCUGUGCGUGUAUUACGCCUGAUGCGCGCUAAAAUACGAUAGCGAUAUAUAUAUACAUAUAUAUAUAUACAUUGUGUGUAUAUAUAUAUAUAUAUAUAUAUAUAUAUAUGUAUAUAUAUAUGUAUAUAUAUAUGUAUAUAUACAUAUCAGAGUAAAUACACGCUGCGAUAUCAGCACGAGAAGAGUUGCGACUAAUGUUAAUAAUAAUUUAUACUGCUUACGGUUAGUCACGAGUAUCCACAAGCCAAAGAGGUGGAGCUAGUAACAAAAUUUCAAGCGAUUACUAAUUAUUAUUAUUAUUAUUAUAUUAUUAUUAUUAUUAAUAUUAUUAUUAUAUAAUUAUUUUUAUUAUUAUUAUUGUAUUAUUGUCCUCACCAUCGUCAUAGAAAAUCGUUUUUAUUAUCGUCGAAAGAAUCGACGUUGCUCAGCCGAAGCCGAGCCGUUUAUAUUCGUUCAUCUCCUGUUAUUGAGCGUUCGAGACAAUUAAUCAUUCUGCUCCGUACAAAACGUGAUAACGUCAAGUCCUCGCCUAGAAUAUUUCGCAUAGUAUUUCUGUACGCGUUCGCCGCCAAAGGAGGUGCGUUUUAAAGAUAGAAGAAAGUCUGAAGAAGAAGAGUAGGCGGAAGGAAAGGGAAACGACGGUAUUUAAUCGAUAGAUCGAAAUAUCUUGUACGUGCAUAUAGUAUAUAUACGUCUAUUAAAAUAUAUAAGGGUCUCCUCAGAAACAUUUUAGUCGACUCGAUUAAUCUAAACUUACUAUCUUAUUGCUAUAUGUAUGUUUAUAUAUGCAUACAUAUAUAUAUAUAUAAAUAUAUAUAUAUAUGUGUAUAAAAAAUAAUUAUACUAUAUAUCGCCGAGCGUACGUAAUAAAAAAGAUAAAACAUAAAAAAGAAAAAAAAAAAAGAAAAAAUAGAAAUAAUUUUAUUAAAAUCGAGUCGAUCUAAACGAGGUACUUUCUAUAUACGUCUUAUGUAAGUACGUAUGCACACGCAUAUAUUUUUUUGAAAAUUCAGUGAAAAACAAUGUGUUAUUUAUUAUUUUUUAUUAAUUCCAACGUCGAUAUCGUAAGAAAGAGCGACGAAACGUCUGCAAGAAAAAAGCGUCGUACGUUUUCGAACGUUUCGAUCGUCCACGUCGGACAAUAACGAAAACAUGGACGAAAAAAUGUACUUUCGUUGUUCUUUCGAGUUGGAACGCGUUAAGAUUUCCCGAUCGGUGGUGAUCGUAACUCGCGAGGACACGAACACUCCACUCUCUCGAUGUCCUCUUCUUCGGAUUUAGAAAUAUCGACCAAAAAAAAAAAAGAAAAAAAGAAAAUGAUACUUUGUUCGGUCCUAAUGCGUCGAACGAGAAUGAAUUCGAGCUGGGUAUCAUUGUUUUCUCACUCGAUAAAUCGAUGGAACAUAGUAAGGUAAUCGAUACAAUUAUUACUUAUUAAAUAUUGCUUAGCGAUUUGUUCUGCAUAUCUCAAAUUUUUUCCAAUGAUCGUGUCGCUAUGCGAUAAGUAGAUAAUUGUAUCGUCGAGCCUGUAAUAUAAUUUUUCAUUCCAAAGAUUAAUAGCAAAGCGUUGUUUUAGUCGGGCCUUUUUUUUCUAUAAUACCACUUCGCGAAUGAGAUGUAAUAACGACGAUCGAUGCCGCGUUAAAAGAGAACGUACUAUUUUAUCGAUAGGAGGACGAGCUUUUUUUACCGUUAAUGAAAAAUAAUAUCUACCGUGAAAACGUUGUCGCGGGGAUCGGAUAAUGAAAACAUUUUUCGAAAGGAGAAACAUUUUAAGCAGAUUGUUUAUCAGAGAAUACUCAAAGCGAGAAAUCGAUUACCGUCGAUAAAGGGGAUGAUUUUGAUUUGAAGAGCGACCCCGUUUUGGACCAGUCCUCUUUACGAAAAAAAAAAAAAAGAAAAAGAAAAAAAAAACGUCGCGGUUAGGUAAAGGCACUUACCAAAUGCGCGUAUCGAUAACGCGCAAGAUACACGUUCCUUAGGUUUUAAACGAUAUUAUCUGCCCGAUACCGUCUCUACUAUGAGAAUGUUUGAAAGAGAAAGAGCGAUCGAUUUAUCUUUAAUCGCCAGGGAUACGUAUGACCAACAUUCGAUAAAGGUAUGCGUCCGUGAGAAUGAAAAUGAGAGAGAGUGAGUGAAAGAGAGAAUAAGAGAUCAAACUUAAAGAAAAAGUAUGAUAAGAAAAGUAAGAGAAAAAUACCGUCAAGUCGGUAUCGCAGCAUUUAUUUCUGUCUGAAAUAAAUCCAUUAAAAUAAUUACUGUAAUUA